Molecule: messenger RNA, 693 nt
Organism: Endocarpon pusillum Z07020
Lineage: Eukaryota; Fungi; Ascomycota; Eurotiomycetes; Verrucariales; Verrucariaceae
Exons: 2
Coding region: 1-693 (230 amino acids)
Molecular function (GO): protein heterodimerization activity
Source: RefSeq, a predicted model, not a curated record
AUGGCUUCUACCAAUUUUCAGAACGCGUUGAUGCGUCCCGCAAUCCUUCAGAUUCUGAGAGCAGCUGGAUUCCAUAACAGCUCUACGGCAGCACUGGAUGUGAUGACUGAUUUAGCGAUUCGGUAUCUCCUAUUGCUAGCGUCUUCCGCUGCUCAGAUUGCUUUCAACAACCACCAGGAUUAUAUUCCUACCGUUCAAGAUGUGAGGAUGGCUCUACUUGAAGCUGGCGCUUUGCGACCUCAGAUGAGCGUGCUGGAAGAGAGAGCCAAGGGUGAAGUUGAAGUCAAUGGUCAAACCGUACCAUAUGAGGACAUGCGAGGUGUGGAAGGAUUCUUGAACUGGGCCACAGGGCCAUCAAAUCGUGAGAUCAGACGUAUCGCAGGUCUUGCAGCGGGCCCCGGAGACGUGGUGGAUGUUGGCCUGCUUGAUGAUCACGAGGAUUAUGUCACAGCCUUGAAAAAGAAGAAUAACAAAAUAGGUGAUGAUUCUCGCUAUCAAGGCACAACGCUGGGGAAAGAAGCUGAGCAAGUGACGGUACCAAUCGUUGGAGGACCAGUGGGGAGCAUCCAUGAAUGGGACAGCUUACUGAGGUCAAGAGCUGUCUCAGUACAGUUGUCAAGCCCGAGUUCCCCUGGGAGCCUGAGCAGUGCUCCCGCAACGCCAACGAUGGAUGAUGCGUUCAGUAAUGGUUGA